Molecule: messenger RNA, 2183 nt
Organism: Esox lucius (northern pike)
Lineage: Eukaryota; Metazoa; Chordata; Actinopteri; Esociformes; Esocidae
Gene: cpvl
Product: carboxypeptidase vitellogenic like
Exons: 13
Coding region: 143-1585 (480 amino acids)
Biological process (GO): proteolysis
Molecular function (GO): serine-type carboxypeptidase activity
Source: RefSeq, a predicted model, not a curated record
UCUGCUAAUCAUGUGACUAAUGAAUGUCUGGAAAACACAGUACAAAUCUGAGCAGCAAACUUGAAACUACCUAUGAUCUCAUUUGUCUUUCUUCAAUAACACGGAUUAACUGGCUGGUUGAACUUCAGAAGAGGCAAGCUUAAUGUUCAAGACAAUGCUUAAGGAGACGCUCUUUGUCGUCCUUCUGUGUGCUUUUCUGGAGGCAGCGCAGUCCCGGGGCUGCUCAAGUUUCUUCUGCCGAAAAUCUCAGCGUCUCAGCUUGCUUUCCAAGGGAGCCGAUCCAGGCUCACCCCUCUUUCUUACCCCCUACUUGGAAAAGGGCAACAUUGAAGAGGCACGAAAACUGAGUCUUGUUGGACCCCUGCCAGGUGCCAAUGUCAAGAGUUAUGCUGGUUACCUGACUGUCAACAAGAAAUAUAACAGCAACCUCUACUUCUGGUUCUUCCCUGCACAGGAGCAGCCUGCGAACGCCCCCGUCCUCCUGUGGCUCCAGGGGGGUCCGGGAGGAACCUCCAUGUUUGGGCUGUUUGUAGAGCAUGGACCCUAUGUUGUGUUCAAGAACCUAACAGUGGGAUACAGAGAAUUCCCCUGGACUUCCAGAUACUCUGUCCUCUACAUUGACAAUCCGGUUGGUACAGGAUUCAGUUUCACAGACGAUGACAACGGCUUUGCACAGAACCAGGAUGAUGUGGGCAGAGACCUUUACAGUGCCUUGACUCAGUUCUUCCAGAUCUUCCCAGAGUACCAGUCCAACCCAUUCUAUGCUACAGGCGAGUCGUAUGCAGGAAAGUAUGUCCCAGCCAUUGGUUACUACAUCCAUAAGAACAACCCCACCGCCAAAGUGCAGAUCAACUUCAAGGGUGUUGCCAUAGGAGACGGCCUCUGUGACCCAGAGCUGAUGCUGGGGGGGUAUGGAGACUUCCUCUACCAGACGGGCAUGAUAGACAUGCUCCAGAAGCAGUAUGUGGAGCAGCAGACGGACAGCGGGGUGCAGCUUAUCCGACAGGAGAAGUGGGUGGAGGCCUUUGAAGUGUUUGACCGCUUGCUGAACGGUGACAUUGAACCGUACCCGUCGUUCUUCCAGAACGCCACCGGCUGCACCAACUACUUCAACUACCUGCAGUGUCGGGAGCCGGCAGACCAGGGGUACUUCUCCCAGUUUGUGACGCUGGCGGAGGUGAGGCACUCCAUCCAUGUUGGAAACCUGACGUUCCACGAUGGCUCUGAGGUGGAGAAGCACCUGGUGCAGGAUGUCAUGAAGAGCAUCAAACCUUGGCUCGCCACGCUCAUGGACAACUACCGGGUGCUGAUCUACAGUGGUCAGCUGGAUGUGAUUGUGGCUGCCCCCCUGACCGAGAGGUUCCUGCCCACGGUGAACUGGACUGGGGCCGACGAGUUCAGCAAAGCCCCCCGCUUCCACUGGAAGGUCCAGCCAGAGGACACUGAGGUGGCUGGAUACGUACGCCAAGUAGGAGAGUUCUACCAGGUGAUCAUACGAGGGGGAGGGCACAUACUGCCGUACGACCAACCAGAGAGGUCAUUCGAUAUGAUUGACAGAUUCCUCUCAACGCAGGGAUUUCUUUGAGCAAGUCGGGGACCGAGCAGGAACACAGCUGAUCUGAGUUCCUCCACCUUUGGCCUGGCAUUGGUUUCCGGACUUUGAUUCAGUGCCUGUUGAUUUUAAACAUUGUUAGCAAGUAUGUUACCAUGGAAACCAGCAAUACGUGACGUGUCACCCAGAGAAGCUGCACUCUCAGGGGUCUUGUUCAAUGGAUGUGAUUGUUCUGACAGCUUUGCUUUUGUCAGGGUUUGAUAACGUCCAGAAUGUCGUAACAGUCCGAUUUGAAACUGCUCUGUAAAUUCAAAUUAAAUUCUCAUGUUUGUGGAAAUGAAUACCUUUUUUCUUUUUUUUUUUUUUUACUACUGUGUACAGUGAUAUGUUGCACAUGAUCAAUAUUUUUUGACAAAGAGGAUAACAUUUAAUGUAAUAGUUUCAAUAAAAAGAAAAUCAAGCAUUGCUCUGUCAGGUUCCAUGAGUGAACACCAGAGGGCGCCAGUGUUUCAAAUAAUGAAUUCCUAGUGGUAUUGUAACGUAGAAUUCAUGUUAAAAUUUGAAAGUAGCGCCCUUGUUGAAAUUCAAAGAAUGCCCAGUGCUUUUGCUUAUAAAUUGUUUUCAUUAAAUG